AUCUCAAAAGACCAACGGUUCAGGUUUAGUCAGUGGAAUUAUGGGUUUAUUUUCAGACUUUAUUUUCUUGUCUGUUCCCUUGGUUACCGUAGCAACGUUUCCCUCCCCAAAUUGCACUUUCCCGCAGGUGAUGGAAGGUCUUCCUUUUCUGAAGUAGGCACAACAGAGCGUGCAUAGUGUGUCAUGUGUUUUAUCUUUCUACAGAUGAUUGCGGAUUGCUGGGGGCCAGACUACAAAACAUUGAUAAUGCCAGUCUCAAAUUGAGAUGUGUGUGGAGUGCCUUGGAGCCACAGGGCAAGACUGUGUCCCAAUCAUUUGUGCUGCCCAGAAGUGGGGUUGGAGAAGAAUGUGUUUGGUCCUAUCAGAUGAAGUGUCCUUACCUUUUCCUCUCGUGGUGGAAUAAGAGUCCAAGCUUGUAUGCAUCAUAUAGAGAUGAAUGUUCUCAUCAGGAAACACUCAGGAUAUGUCUACACCACAGCAACGUAAAGAGGAAGUGUUCUUCUGAAUCACAUUUGUCUGUUUUCCGAUUUAUGCUAUGCACUUCAUUCAGACUUUGGUUUUGAAUUUUCAAUUAGGUUUUAGUUUUCAAAUUGAAUGAAGACAACUUUUUUAUGCAACAUUUCAGAAAAAACUUUUUUUGUAAGGCUAGAUGGGUUUCACUGUGUUGGCUUUUUGAAGGGGUCAGGGUUGACGUCAGUCAGGAAGCAGAAGUUCCCUUAUUCGGUCUGUUCACUUCUGGCGCUCUGAAGGAAAAGAAAGAUGGAGGGAAACAUCUUUGACUCCCAGCAGGAGAAAGACACCAUUGACAUAGACAGUUUUCAGGGGGAGAAGAGAAAGAUCAUUCAACCCUCAUCUUUGCAAGACCCUAAACUUGAAAAAUUGAAAACGGUCUUGGUUGACUGGAUCAACAGUACUUUAAAGCGUGAGCACAUUGUGGUCCAACAUCUAGAAGAAGACAUAUUUGAUGGACUGGUGAUUCAUCAUCUCUUGGUCAGUCUAGCAGGGGUGCAGCUGCCCGUGGAUGAGAUAGCUGUGACGAGCGCUGCUCAGAUCCAUAAGCUGGAGAUCAUUCUGGAAGCUCUCAACAACAAGCUAGAACUCAAGGAGAGCACCAUCAAGUGGAGCGUCAAACUCAUCCACAGCAGAGACCUCCUGGCCACUCUUCAUCUGCUGGUUGCCAUGGUGAAGUGUUUUCACCCUGAUCUAGAGUUGCCUUCGAAUGUGAGUGUGGAAGUUGUUCUGGUUGAGGUCAGCAGAAGUGGAAUCAAGUCUGACGUACAAAUAGAGUUCCUGACCAAAGAAAGUGAUUCAAUAGACUCCCUGAGUAGUUCUAACAGAGAACAUCCUAUUGAUCAGCUGCUUCAGCUGGACCCGCACAAAGUCCACACAGUGAAAAAGGCCAUUCUGCACUUUGUCAACCAGAACUUGUCCUCCCUGGGUCUGCAGGUGAUCGACUUGGAGAAACAGUUUGCAGAUGGUGUGAUUCUCCUGCUGCUGAUUGGGCAGUUAGAGGGGUUCUUCCUCCCAAUCUGUAACUUUCACCUCACCCCCGUGAGCCAAACUGAGAUGCUUCACAAUGUCACGUUAGCCCUUGACCUCCUCAAUGACCUGGAGCUGGAGGUGUCCAACGUUGACCCACAAGGUGGAUAUUUCACUGUAAGGCAACUAUUACCAUGACAACCUGAAGACCAAAACAGACAUGGGGACUGAUCCUUACCACAAGAUCACGGAGUCGUGAGGAUUCCGAAUAUCCGAAGAUACAGGAAGAAGAGACAUCAACAGUCGCAAGAUGCUGCAUUUCUAUCCGUCAGGAAGUGAGACAACAGCGCUGGCUGGCUGGUAGGUUGAUCAAACAACCGUUGCUGGCAUCUUCAAUUAUUCAUCAUCCCUGUGGAGAAGCAUUUGGCACUACAGUAUGUCUGUGUGUGCGUGUGUGCCUGUUUGUGUGUGUGUGUGUGUGUGUGUGUGCGUGCAAGUGUGUGAGUGUGUGUCAGCUGCGAUGGCAGACAUCUCCAGGAGGCUGCAGGCUGGGCCAGACAGCCCUGGUCUUGCUCCCCACCAGACUGGUGCUCUAGAUGGCAUGUCUCCAGGAGGGUGCUACUCUGCUCCAGGAUCAGACACGAGGCGUCAGGAACUGCGCACUGGCACUCUGCUCUUUCAAAUCCCUGCCUUCCACUGGGAGCAGUCUGGUCACUACGAUGGAUACUUUGAGGUGAGGCACAGAGGUGGGGGGUGUUUGAAUGUUCCACGUUUGAUCUGUCGUGAAGUAAAAGAUAAUUACUCUGCGGCAAUAAGAACUAAAAGUUCUUAUUCAGCCAGCUGGUCUCCAUGUUGAUUGGAAUCUUAAUUGCCCUGAAACACACUGUUCCCUGUCUGCUCUGUCUGUCUCUCACACACAAACACGCACGCACACACACUUGGGGACCAGAGGCAGAGGGGGGACCAGUCUGUCCCCACCUCAACCGAUCAGAUAGGUGGACAGAAGCUCACUCCCACAGGAUAUUACCCUCGUGGCAGAGAGUUCCUCUCUGUUACUCUCACUCAGUGUAUUUGUUGAGAUGACCCUCUUAUCUGUAUACACACAGGAGCCCUAGUGAGACUUCUCCACACAGUCAGACGUUUUCAGAAUUGCCUUAGCAUUCUUUAGACACAAUACUGGCUGACAAGUCCUGACAAGUCCUUUCACUCUAAAUAAAUUGCUUUUUUUCGCGAUCUGAUGGGAGGUGCACCUGGGAGUCAUCGUUUUUCUUCUUCCUCGCAGCUCUUCUCGAGCUGUCUCGUUAAGACAAAGACACGUUAGAUGCAUUUGAAAGAGGCCUGUGGGCUUAGACAAGCCCCAGCACCACAGAAGCUAUUAGCAUGGCUGUGGACACCCAAGGGGGCUUGAUUGUGUGUUGGAGUGUGUUGAUUGUUUUGUUUAGGAAGCCCCACGUGACACGAGUGCGGCCCAUUCUUCCUUUGCUGGAAACAUCCUAUCCUUGCAGAAAAGCCUACGGCCUGGACAGCCUCUAAGAUUUGAUAAGGAGUCAGAUGGCUGAGCAGUGAGGGA
Molecule: messenger RNA, 3049 nt
Organism: Hypomesus transpacificus
Lineage: Eukaryota; Metazoa; Chordata; Actinopteri; Osmeriformes; Osmeridae
Gene: parvg
Product: parvin, gamma
Exons: 14
Coding region: 760-1677 (305 amino acids)
Biological process (GO): actin cytoskeleton organization; cell projection assembly; substrate adhesion-dependent cell spreading
Cellular component (GO): actin cytoskeleton; cytoplasm; focal adhesion
Molecular function (GO): actin binding
Source: RefSeq, a predicted model, not a curated record